CGUCCAGACGCAAAAGCCUCAAAUUAACCACAAAAUCAUCAAAAACUGGAGUACUACAUUUUUAUAAAUAUUCGGUAUGAAAUUUCAAAAAGACCUCGUGUCGCCUCGCAGCGUCACUUGUCGGAACCCGUGGACUCAGCUGACAACACAAAAAAUGUGUCAACAUAGUGUGUACGUCAAGUUGGGGUUAGGGAAAAUAUUUAGUUGACGAUCGUAGCAUGUGGUGAAGUAAUAACCUGUUGGCCAGAUGGUAUUGUUGAUGCUGGUAUCAUCGACAAUUCUCAAUUGAAGAAACAAAACAAAGGUUCAUCGAAUUAUCACAGUGGACAUUCGAGGAUGGAGCAAACUGCUGUGCUUUGGAUGCUGUCGGUGGUGAUGCUGGUGGGAUCGUACCUGGCCGGAUCUCUUCCACUUGUGAUGAACCUCUCCGAGGAUAAACUGCAGUUGGUCUCGGUUCUUGGGGCUGGCCUUUUGGUGGGAACCGCCCUGGCUGUGAUCAUCCCUGAGGGAAUUAGGGCGCUUUUCAGUGAGGCUACUACUGCUGCUCCUGGGGCUCAGCAUUCACACGAUGAACAUGGCGAUCCCCACAGUCUCAUUGGAAUCAGUCUCGUCCUCGGUUUCGUCUUCAUGCUCCUGGUGGAUCAGUGCUCGAACAGAAGAUCAGGGGGAAAGGAAAAAAGUAUGACAGCUACUCUCGGACUCGUGGUCCAUGCGGCUGCUGAUGGAGUUGCUCUCGGAGCUGCUGCAACGACAUCCCAAGCUGACGUCGAAGUCAUUGUGUUUCUAGCUAUCAUGUUGCACAAAGCACCGGCAGCUUUCGGAUUAGUGUCUUUUCUGCUUCAUGAGGGAGUGGAUAAAAAGAGAAUUAGUCGACAUUUACUGGUAUUUUCAUUGUCUGCACCUUGCCUGGCGCUCAUUACGUAUUUUGGAAUCGGAAAGGAGGGGAAGGAGACACUCAGUAAUGUCAACGCAACAGGUCUCGCCAUGUUAUUCAGCGCUGGGACAUUCCUCUACGUGGCAACAGUCCACGUGCUCCCCGAGCUAAUGACAAGAAACAGCAACGCCUAUUCCCAUCUGCCCACAGCUGAGGGAGUGCCCGUCCCGUCAUCAGGACUUAAAUUCAAGGAGAUUGUGGCUCUCGUAGUCGGUUCAUUCCUCCCUGCCCUACUCACAACAGGUCAUCAUCAUUGACACAAACAACUCGCAACAUUCGAUUUUGUUGAAACUAUCGGAAACACGACGCGUUGAUGAAAACAAAAAUCAUUUGUUGAUCGUAAUUUAAAUAGUUUCGAUGGGUAAGUGCAACUCACGGGGAAAUCUCAUGAAAUUUGUAAACGUAACAUGAAUUCGAAAUUCUUUCAUACAACUUCUUUGUACGUGUACCUGAGAGGUUUUUGAUAUAUUGUUAUUUUAUUAUCGUUUUAUGAUACUUGGGACAUUUAUGCAUGCAGAAUUGGGUGGGAUGUCAUUUCAAUUGAAGUAUUAUUCGAUUUUUUCAAGUCAUUAAAUGUAAAAUAUUUCAAACUACUUUAACUUCAUUUUUGAAAUAAUUUUUUGUUUCAAAAAAAUCGUUAAUUGAAGGAAGAUUCGACGAAUGGUUGAAUGAAAUGAUAAAUAUUCAUUUCUAUUCAGCUUCAGAAGAAAAAAUGAAUAAUAGGAAUUUAUUUGUCAGAAAUAAUCAACUCAGAGUACUUUCUAAAGUUUCAUUCUUGUUGGAUUUUCAUAGGAUAGUGCCCAACUCUGCAUGUAACUCUCUUAGAAAAUAAGUCUUCAAUAAUUCCACGUAAUUAUGAUUUUUUACAUAAUUUAUUCAGCGAAGAUAUCGUGAAAAUCUAUAUUUUUGUUUCGAUGGGGCUAUGUAAUUAGGUACAAUCAUGUAGAUAGAGUGAGAUGAAAUGAUGCGUGAAUACACGUCACAUCAGUAAUGACAUUUGAUGGGUGUAUUCCGGGGACUGAUUAUUACGAAUACAGGGGAGUGAGUGCGACUCUUUGCUUUUGCUGGUGAUGCAAAAAUUCCAAUAUGAAUAAAACAUUUUUCGAUGGAAUGUGUACAUUUUGUUGGAGUGCUGAGAAUGAAUGAAAAAUUAAAAAAAGCAAAAUGUAUUUUAUUCUUGGUUUGUAAUCUUGAAUUUAUCUUUUAUUUUGUUAAUACUGUAAUAAUUAAUAAUAAUGAUUAUUGAAGGUUGAACGAUUGAAAUAAGGAGCAACCAGACAACACAAUUAACAGAAGAGAAUUAAUUUUUAUUAUUUGAACUAUUUGUGAUCAGCUUUUAUUUUUGAGCCAUCAAAAAUGAUAAUGAUGAUGAUGAUUAAUAUAGUACUUGAGUGGUUUUAAUCUAAGAAAUGCUACUUGAAAUCAUUUGUAUAUUCAACUGCCGAGGUAGGACAGAUGAAAUAUUUCGGCAAAGAAAAAAUACUAUUUGAAAUAA
Molecule: messenger RNA, 2429 nt
Organism: Diachasma alloeum
Lineage: Eukaryota; Metazoa; Arthropoda; Insecta; Hymenoptera; Braconidae
Gene: Zip102B
Product: zinc transporter ZIP9
Exons: 5
Coding region: 337-1191 (284 amino acids)
Biological process (GO): zinc ion transport; transmembrane transport
Cellular component (GO): membrane
Molecular function (GO): metal ion transmembrane transporter activity
Source: RefSeq, a predicted model, not a curated record